This is a messenger RNA of Priapulus caudatus, 821 nucleotides long. Its product is annotated as BAG family molecular chaperone regulator 2-like. Bases 1 to 549 code for a protein of 182 amino acids. The transcript is spliced from 3 exons. Lineage: Eukaryota; Metazoa; Priapulida; Priapulimorpha; Priapulimorphida; Priapulidae. The record is from RefSeq and is a predicted model, not a curated record. Gene Ontology annotation, molecular function: protein-folding chaperone binding; adenyl-nucleotide exchange factor activity. Gene Ontology annotation, biological process: protein stabilization.
AUGGAGGAGUGGAGGGAAUCCACGGCCGUGUGUAGUAGUAGUACGUCGCUCUCAAGCCGUGAAGUUGCUGAUAGAUUGUUAGAUUCAAUUGAAAAAGAAAUUGAAAAUUUUCGUGGCAAGGCCAUUGAACUUGAAAAAGAAAAGGAGGACUUGUUAAUGGGGCUUCAUGUGUUUGAAAUGAGCGAAUUCUUGCAAUCACUUGACAAAGAUGUGAAGGAUGAUGUUGCAUGUGUUAUGGAUCGCCUGGCUUGUCGUUGUUUGUCCAUUGAGAUAUCAGUGAUAACACCUAGAACCCCUUGUCAGGAAGCUGCUUUGGCCAAGGUUCAAGGAACAAUACAGGAGAUGCUUCAAACGAAACAGACAGAUCGACCAAAAACACUUCAGAUAGCAACAUUGAUGCUCAAUGCCUGCAUGCCCGACUCCACAGCGGCAGUGGACUACCGUUUUCAGGCUGAUGUGAUCGGCUGUGCAAUCGAUGAUCAGAAGCGAGUGCGCAGUCAACUGCAGAAGGUGGUUGAAGACCUUAAAAAGGAGAAGAGCGAGUCAUAAGGUUUAUAAUAACAGUGAAUGUGGGGUAGUGGAAGAGUACUCGCUGGCAGCCUUCAAGUUCAACCUUUAAAGAAGUCUUUCUUAGUGUAGAACGCAGGCAAUUACCAAACCUUGCGAUGACAGCACCAUCUUUUUAAAUGUUAAAAAGAUGGGCAUAACUACCAUAAUAUAAUUUGUAAAUCUACAUAAUCAAAUGUGGAUACAUGUAUACCAGGAGUAGAUAAUAGGGAAGGAGUGUGACUUCAAUAAACAAGGUGAAAUUUGUUCAUUUA